Molecule: messenger RNA, 623 nt
Organism: Nicotiana attenuata
Lineage: Eukaryota; Viridiplantae; Streptophyta; Magnoliopsida; Solanales; Solanaceae
Product: histone H3.2
Exons: 1
Coding region: 89-499 (136 amino acids)
Cellular component (GO): nucleosome
Molecular function (GO): DNA binding; structural constituent of chromatin; protein heterodimerization activity
Source: RefSeq, a predicted model, not a curated record
GCUUCCCUCUUCACCACAAUUCACCAUCAACGCAACACAUUCUCUCUCUAGAAACUGUACUUUUUCUUUCUCUAGAAGAUCUGAAGCAAUGGCAAGAACAAAGCAAACAGCCCGAAAAUCAACAGGAGGAAAGGCGCCAAGGAAGCAAUUAGCCACAAAAGCCGCAAGGAAAUCAGCACCAGCAACCGGAGGAGUGAAGAAGCCUCACCGUUUCCGCCCUGGUACAGUGGCUCUUCGUGAGAUCCGAAAGUACCAGAAGAGCACUGAGCUUUUAAUCCGAAAAUUACCUUUUCAAAGACUGGUCAGAGAAAUUGCACAGGAUUUCAAGACGGAUCUUAGGUUCCAGAGCAGUGCUGUAGCUGCACUACAAGAAGCUGCUGAGGCUUACUUGGUGGGUCUCUUUGAGGAUACAAAUCUGUGUGCUAUCCACGCUAAAAGGGUGACUAUUAUGCCCAAGGAUAUUCAGUUGGCUAGGCGUAUUAGGGGUGAAAGGGCUUAAUGUUUUGUUGUUAUGUUUUCUGUGUUUAGGGUUAUGGUGAAUGUGGUAUGUAAUGCUCUUUAGUUGUUUUUUGGUUGAAAUGUAAUCAAAACUUUUGUUAAUGAAAGUCGAAGUUUCCUCUAAA